Molecule: messenger RNA, 1420 nt
Organism: Suillus plorans
Lineage: Eukaryota; Fungi; Basidiomycota; Agaricomycetes; Boletales; Suillaceae
Exons: 2
Coding region: 223-1248 (341 amino acids)
Source: RefSeq, a predicted model, not a curated record
UCGCCCGAAAACUAUCUCUACUCGUUCAAUGUAACAUGUUCUCUGGACUUAAUCAAAUACAUUUGUUACCUUUGAUCUUUCACUCCACCCCAUCAACACGUCUAAGUGAUCCUCAAAGACGGGUAUUUGCCACCAUUUGCGUAGCUUAGUCAGUAGGGGUGGAGCAUUCGGGCGUUGUCGUAGAUAGCAGGUUGAGACCAUACCAACUUCCGUCUGUCAGAGAUGCAGCAAGGCAAGGACGAACUAUUCAUGCGGCUGGGGACCCGGGAGAGGCGAGAGUGGCUGCAGACCCCGAGGGGGCGAGAGUGGCUGCGGACCUGGGAUGGGAAAGACUGGCUGAAGAUCCCGAAGGGGCGAGAUAUGUUGCAGACUCAGAUCAGGAGAGAGUGGUUGCGAACCCAAGGCGGGAAAGACUGGCUGCGGACGCAAGACGGGCGAGAUUGGCUGAUGAACCAAGACGGGCUCGACUGGCUGCAAACCCAAGGCGGGCUUGACUGGCUGUCAAUGCACACCCAGGAUGAGAGAGAUACCCCAUUUAUACCGCAGCUACCGAGUGAACGAGAGUCGCUGGGGAACAAGGGCAGGCAGGUGUGGCCGCAUACCCAGGGCGAGGGUUAUAUACCGCGCAUGGGAGAUAUACCGGAGCCACAAAGUAGAGAGUGGUCGGAUACGCAGGGAGAUUGGAUUCAGCCUGGGAGCUGGCGAGACUGGCUGGGCAGUGGAGAGUGGUUGCAGACCCCAGCUGGGCAACUUUGGAUACAGAUCCAGGGGAGACGCUGGUUACAGACUCAGAGUGGGCAAGAUUGGCUGCGGACCCGGUGCGGGGGAGACUGGCUGCAGACCCAGAGUGGAGAAGACUGGCUGCAGUCACAGGACGGGAGAGUCUGGCAGCAGACCCAAGGCGGCAGAUAUGUGCUACAGACCAAAGCCGGCCUAGACCGGCUGGAUACUCCCAGCGGUCGAGAAUAUCUCAAGCACCAGAGACCGGGCGGGUGGCUUUAUUCCCAAGGCAGCGAUUGGCUGCAGAGCCAGGGUGGGCGAGAUUGGCUACAGACGCUUGAUGGUCAAGCAUAUCAGUCGACUUGUGUAGAAUUUCUCAGCAUUGACUUUUUCGCCCCUCCGACUUUUCGAUCCGAAGAUUUCGCCUCAUGGAACUCCAUUUUGCCGAAAACCCCACCUUCUGUAAUCGAUGAUGAUGUCGCUAAGCUCACUGCUCAAGCCGCUGUCAGUCAGACCAUCCAUCCGUAGCCCUUACAACGACAUCACAAAUCACUCGGCACUGUUCGAUCAAUCCACGGAGAUCACCCGCGUUAUUCAGGGUAUUCUAUAUAGAGAUAUCAGAAUGCCAUGUAGCCUAAAGUCGUCCAAGAAUAACUUACUUUUGCGAUGCAAGAUGUUCGAAACUGUAGAAAGAAUGCUU